Drosophila sechellia is the source of this 437-nucleotide messenger RNA. RefSeq lists its product as uncharacterized. The transcript has 2 exons. The record is from RefSeq and is a predicted model, not a curated record. NCBI's taxonomy places the organism in Eukaryota, Metazoa, Arthropoda, Insecta, Diptera, Drosophilidae. Bases 97 to 402 code for a protein of 101 amino acids.
CAAUCUUGGCCCGCAGGCAUAUUACCAUAUCGCACUUAUGACAGUCCGAGCCAUAAUUCAGUCUCGAGUGGAGCUCAUUUUCAAAGGAUUUCCAAAAUGAAACACCAACAAGUUACGGUGGACUAUUGGACCAUGUUUAAGACAUCGGGAAUGUGUCUUUUACUGGCCAUUUGCGGAUUUGUACUUCUGAAAAUGGUGCAGACCAUUUUCUGGCUACCCGGACACCUGAAGAAGAACCAGCAGCGCCUGGAGGAACUGGCCAAAAUCUAUGCCAAGGAUAUUAGCGAGGAAGAGAGGGCCGAGAUCGAGAAACUGUUCAACAGUAAGGAGCCGCUGACUGAAGAACGAAUCAACCAGUUCCUCGACCAGCCAGAGACUUCAGAGCCCAAAAAGGAGCAAUAGUUAAAUAAAUGGAUUUUCCACAUGUUUUAUAUAUA